AUCAGUAUUGUCCAAACAGGUCAGUACAGUACAGACAGGAUCUGUGCACACAGGACAGCGGGUAUGCUGAGGGUCAGGCUCUAGUCCCUGCCUGACGUGUUUGCACUUUUCCCAGAAUGCUGUCUUUGCCACGUAUCGUGCCGGAGCGGAUCCGGAUCUUCGUGUGAAAACUUCACCUCCCGAGUCCGGCUGGUAAUGGGGGGCUCUCAAAGUGUGGAAAUACCCGGAGGAGGCAGCGAGGGAUACCAUGUUCUCCGAGUUCAAGAAAAUUCCCCUGGUCACAGGGCUGGCUUGGAGCCGUUCUUUGAUUUUGUUGUUUCUAUUGGGGAUGCUAGAUUGAAUCAGGACAAUGAUACUCUGAAAGAUCUUUUGAAAGCCAAUGUGGAGAAACCAAUUAAAAUGGUUGUCUACAGCAGCAAGACACUCAAACUGAGAGAAACUACAGUAACUCCCAGCAACAUGUGGGGAGGUCAAGGCUUGCUUGGAGUCAGCAUUCGCUUCUGUAGCUUUGAGGGAGCUAAUGAAAAUGUGUGGCAUGUUUUGGAAGUGGAACCAAAUUCUCCAGCUGCUUUAGCAGGUCUUCGUCCUCACACAGAUUACAUAAUUGGAGCAGACACUGUCAUGAAUGAGUCUGAAGAUCUCUUCUCUCUGAUAGAGACACAUGAAGGAAAACCUUUGAAAUUGUAUGUCUACAAUACAGACACAGAUAACUGUCGGGAAGUAGUUAUCACACCAAAUACAACAUGGGGUGGAGAAGGCAGCCUAGGGUGUGGCAUCGGAUAUGGCUACUUGCAUCGAAUUCCAACUCGUCCAUUUGCAGAGGGUAAAAAAAUAAGUCUUCCAGGACAGCAACCAGGCACACCAGCCAGUCCAUUAAAGGACGGUUUCACAGAGGUUCAACUGUCUGCUGUUGCCUCACCAUCUGCUGCAGCCAGCCUCCAGCAGGGAUUAUCAGGACUUUCACUGGGCACUGCUCCCUCUUCUGCUCCCAGUGUUCUUAAUGCAGGUGUUCCAACAGUUCCAUUGUUGCCUUCAUCUAUGAAUUCAUCCCCAGGCGUAGCAUCAACGAAUGUUAAUGUUGAUGCAACCCUACCUGGUCUAAUGCCAUUACCAAGUGGACUUCCCAAUUUACCCAACCUACCCAACUUGAAUAUCCCCCUACAAAACCUUGCUCCAGUAACUUUACCAGGAAUAGGUGUGAUCCCUCCACCAACUGGUUUUCCACCAGCUGCUCAGAUGCCGCCACUAACCCUUCCUGGACUGCCCCCUCUUACAAUGCCCACCAUGUUUCCUUCACAGUCGCCCUUGAUUACUGAAACAAAAGCUGAUGUAACUGAAACAAUUUCUGCCAUCUCUCCAGGAAUAGGUGGUUUUCAUGUUCCUGCCUCGGCUGAACAAACCCCUGCCCUCAUUUUGGAUACUGGAACUGUUUCCAUGACAACUGCUGACAUCAAGGCAACUGCAUCACCUAAUGCAAAUAAAGAUGAACCAUCUUCCAUUUCCACAGACACACAAGAUUCUUCUGCGUCUUAACUGUAGACCUUUUAAAAGCAAGAGUUGAUUAAUGUAUUUAUUCAGCUGCAGAAAGCUUGUUCUGAAAUUAAAACGUUGUAAAGGAUAGGCUGGCAUGAUCACAUCUCAAGGAGCUUUAAAACAUUGUACAUAAUUGUAAGGAUGAGGUAAAUAUAUGACCUUUAAUACAAUCGGGAUGGUUUACCACAAUAAGUAAUGGGAUUACUUUUGAUGUAAAUGGAAAAUAAAUUAUUUUAUCAAGUAUUGAUUCAAUUACGUCUCUUCUACCACACCCCCUUGCCAGAUAAGGUUUGUUUCUGCUACAGCAUGUGCGCUGUUCGGUUACAUAUUGGUUGCGUAUAUGUGGUGUUUUGUUUGUGAUCUCUUCUAGUCUGUACAAUUUGCAGAUCAUCAGGUCAGUAUUUGCUAUGUCAUUAAAACAUGCCACUGUUUUUAGAUGAUACCUUAAGGAGAAUUACUGCAGGAGAACAUUUAUGUGCAGCUAAAAUCCAGUAGGUGUCACUGUGAACAUAAUGGAACAUAUUUGAAAGAAACGAUCUAGCAAUAAAUUCUACUGGGAAAGCUUGUCCUGAAUUUACCAAUUUCAAAUUCUGGCAUUUUUCAGAAUAUAAGGAAAAUUCUAUUUUUUAAAAAAGCCACAUUGUGAACAAGUGUGCCAAAAUUUAAUGUUGCCUUUGUGUACAUAACCUGGAAAUCCUGUGACUCCAUGAGGAUUAAGUGAGUCAUAUGGUAUGAAACAAAGUAGAAAUUCUCAAAUGUAAAGUACUAACAGAUUCAGCAUUUGAAUAAAUCUAAUCAUGUGAAAUGUUUUGAACGUGAGUGUGAUGCCAUUUAAAAUGCUAACUACCAUUGAGUAACUCACAAUCUCAUUGAAGAAAUAAUGGUUAUAUAAAAAACUUAUUAUUGAGAGGAGUUUCAUGUAAGGCACUGGUCAAGAAAUUCAUGUGAAAAUGCUGUGGAAGCAGAAUAUUGUUAGUACUGAGAUACAAAAUAAAUUCAAAGUCACAAAUGUUGAACAAUUUUCAAGUUUUUCUAAUUUUAUCUAAACAGCUUGUUCCGACUAAGCUAUAAGAAAGUUGAAGCUGUCAGUAUGAUAAAGAUUUGAGAAGAUUUAGGACAAGUAGAUUUGCCAUUGGGGGAGCAGCUUAGAGUUGAAUUGAACAGAUAAUUAAUUUUUGGAUUGUGAAUCCUAGUGUAUUCUAGCUGCCCUGAAUUGUUGGACAUGUGGCUGACAGCAGACCAAGCAAGGCGCUAAUUAUUACAAAUAUCUAGCCUGAGGGAGGCACAGCGUUUUUAGAUAUAGAUGCAAUAAAGCUCUUAAUUUUUUUUAUUUGAGAGAGGUUGGCGUAGAAGAUUUAGACACUGGAGAAGAAAAGAUUAAAAACUGAAGGGUAUUUCAAGUGAAUUAGUAGAAUAAGACAACUUUAUUGUGUCAAUGGCAAGAUGAAAACAGGUAGAAAAUAAAAAUCUAGUUAUCAGUUUCAGAUCAAAAUUGCAUUUAUUUUGCUAGUGAACCCAUUUCAAAUAAGGCUUGUUUUUUUGUGCUAAUGGUGUGAAUACUUUUGAUCUUCAAAUUAUACUCUGCUGUAAACAAAGUAUUACUAACCUUAAAAAUAAAACAUAGUACUGUGGAUGCUGGGGAUCUGAAACAAAACAGGCAUUGCCAGAAAAUCCCAUCUGUGGAAGGAAAGCAGAGUUAACAUUUUGAUCUGGUGACCCUUCUAUAAAGCUCUAGUCACUGGACUGAAAUGUUAACUCUAUUGUCUCUCCACAGAUAGUGCCACACUUGUUGAGUUUCUGCAGCAAUUUCUGAUUUUGUUACAUUACAUUAACAUAUUAGAAAAUGAAGUAUAGGAUAAGACUGCUUUAUUCCCCGUUAUGCUCUGCGUUAAUUUUUGAAUUCAAUGUGACAUUGAGCUUUUUUCACCCUUGCCUCAUUCCCAUUUAUUUGCUCUGGAGUCCUCACUAUCUAUCCUCACUGAGAGAUGCCGGUAUAUGUUGGCUAUUCUUAUUUUUCUGUACCCCACAAUUGCUGUAAUCUGUUUGCCUUUGAAAUUGCUGCACUCAAUACUCUCAGGUUCAACCUAACAUUGUUCUCUUACCCCAGAAUUUUGAUAGUUUUAUCAGUGCCAUAACCUGUCUUACCCUGAGUUUGAAAACCAAAUCAACUUUGCUUCAAAUUUCCAACCACCUUAAUUUCAGCCAGUCCAUCUUCCACUCCACCAGGCUUCGUAUUUAACAAAUCCUUUUUCCAUCAUUUUCAACAUGAUGUCAGCAGCAAACAGUUGACCUCCUGUGACCAUUCCAAAGGGAUCAUUCUCACAGUGAUACCUUGUACACAACCAAAACUCUAUGCUCUUCCCAUCGCAACUUUCAAUGCAAAUUCAGGACAUGCAAUAGGCAUCUCUUUACCAGCUCUAGUUGCUGCCAAAGCACCAAACACACCUUCCAGGUGAAACAGCAAUUUUCAUACAGUAUAUUAAAUUGAAAGGAGUGUAUCUGUUGCUCAUGGUAUGGUCUCCUCUAAAUUGGGGCGAUAAAAUGGAGCUUGGGUGACCACUUGGCCGAACACCUCCAUUCAGCUGGUAGGGAUGAUCCCGUGCUUCUGGGAUGACAGUAACUUUAAUUUUCCAUCUUCACUAUCACACUGAUAUCUAUCCUCAAUAUAAACUUGAGGAACAGCACCUGAACAUUCGGUUAGGGACUUUUCAGCGUUCCAGCUUAACGUUUAGUGCCAACAAUUUCAGACCUUUUUUUCUUUUAAUCAGCAUAUAUGUUGUAGGCACAUCUUAUCCCAUAAUGUUUGUUUUUAGCCCUGAAAGACUAAUUCUUACUUUUACUCUCAAAUUUCAUCUUUAUCAUAGUCCUUUCUUUUGUCCUUCACCUACCCAUCAUUUGCUCAAUGUUUCUUACAUAUCUAACUUGCCGCAAUCCUGAUGCAGGAGGUAACCUGAAAUGUUAACUGUUUCUUUCCACAGAUGCUGCUAUGAAGCAGUUCCAGCAUCUGGAGUUUUCAACUAGACUUCUAUGGAUAAAUGUUUGUCUGAUAAUCUGAUCACCUAUAAAAGAGAUUAAAAAUAACAGUUAUUUAUAUUUAUAUAAUGCAGACAUUCUAGGUAAAAGCAGUAUCUGUUUUGAAAGUAAUGCAAACUAACAGCAAAUAAUAAACAGAAUUUUGCUCAAACUAGAGAGAACAAAAAUUCUGCACAUGGAGUACUGCAGGUGUUCUAAGUAUCCAAGAGAUGUCUGAAUGCCAGAAAAGUUGUCCUUUAUUCUUAUGACUGGAUUUUGAAUUGCAUAGAAUUGAGCUACAGAAAUACUUUAAAUUCUUGUUUGAUCUGAAUUCAUUGCAGGUUUAAUUGUUCAAAAUGUAAGAUUUCUUUAUCCGAUUCAUUCAACUGUCUACCUGAAACUUUAGAAUGAAUUAAUGUUAUAUUUCUAAAGUACAUUGCACAAAAGUAAUACAUGCUAAAUCCAACACCCACUAAUAUUAAAAUCAGUCCUAGAAUUUACUUAGUGAUCAGCUGUGAACAUUCCUGAUUAAGUAAUAGUUGUCUUAUUUAAAGGUACAUGCCAGUUGAUUUGUAGCAAGCUAUUUUUGAAAAUUAAUUUUAAGACAAACUGGCUUUAUUUACAAUUCAUAAGUAAUUGCCUACAACAGUAUGUCCAUAAAAUGUUAUUGUUUUACAUCGUUCACAAUUAAAAGUUAGAAUAAUUUCAAAAUCUGAUACAGAAGUGACAUUUUUAUUGUAAGAAGUGUAGUUCUGCACCACAGCACUUAUCUCUAAGAGUUAUUGCACAAUGGUGACUUCAUUUAUCUCAUCCUACUGCUUACAAUAAGAGAAUUCAGUGGUAUGAUCAAUUCAUUUCUGAUUUUGUAGUUUUUGAAGUGGGAAGUUUGUCCCAGAUUAUCAUCUAUAUUUUAUGUCCCCUUUAUACCUCUGCAGAGAUUUCUGAAAAAUGUUGACUAUGAUGUAAUCAUUUGAGCAAGGAAACUCCUCUUUUGAAUUUGCUUCAAAUAAACCUUUGUGAAAUAACCAA
This is a messenger RNA of Stegostoma tigrinum, 5574 nucleotides long. RefSeq names its product golgi reassembly stacking protein 2 (gene gorasp2). Gene Ontology annotation, biological process: Golgi organization. The record is from RefSeq and is a predicted model, not a curated record. Gene Ontology annotation, cellular component: Golgi apparatus. The transcript has 10 exons. Bases 196 to 1533 code for a protein of 445 amino acids. Lineage: Eukaryota; Metazoa; Chordata; Chondrichthyes; Orectolobiformes; Stegostomatidae. Gene Ontology annotation, molecular function: protein binding.